Molecule: messenger RNA, 1026 nt
Organism: Sphenostylis stenocarpa
Lineage: Eukaryota; Viridiplantae; Streptophyta; Magnoliopsida; Fabales; Fabaceae
Source: the annotation of a GenBank genome assembly
AUGACGACGUCGCUUACGGAGCUUGACAAUGAUUUGGUUCGCAGCAUGACAAUAGGAGCCGUUUUCUCCGAAUUCGGUGGGAAGAUACAUUGCAUUGAUUUCCAUCGAAAGGAUGAUUUACUUGUUACGGCAAGUGAGGAUGACUCGGUGCGACUUUAUGACAUCGCUAAUGCUAAGUUAUUGAAGACCACUUCUCAUAAGAAACAUGGCACUGAUCGGAUAUGUUUUACUCAUCAUCCAAGCUCUGUUAUAUGCUCUUCAAAGUACAAUUUGGAGUCAACUGGAGAAUCAUUGCGGUAUUUAUCAAUGUAUGAUAACCGAUGCAUAAGAUACUUCAAAGGGCACAAACAGAGAGUUGUUUCUCUCUGCAUGUCUCCAAUCAAUGAUAGCUUCAUGUCUGGUUCUCUAGACCACAGUGUCAGGAUAUGGGAUCUUCGAGUAAAUGCUUGCCAGGGUAUCUUACGUCUACGCGGUAGACCUGCUGUUGCAUAUGACCAACAAGGCCUGGUCUUUGCUGUAGCAAUGGAAGGGGGUGCUAUUAAAUUAUUUGAUUCUCGUUCUUAUGAUAAGGGUCCCUUUGACACCUUUCUAGUUGGUGGUGACACAGCUGAAGUUUGUGAUAUCAAGUUCAGUAAUGAUGGCAAAUCAAUGCUUCUGACUACUACUAAUAACAAUAUUUAUGUUCUUGAUGCAUAUGGAGGAGAAAAGCGUUGUGGGUUUAGUUUGGAACCAUCUCCUGGCACCCCAAUAGAGGCUACAUUUACCCCAGAUGGGAAGUACAUGGUGGCAGGAUCAGGAGGUGGAACCAUGCAUGCUUGGAGUAUUGAGAUGAAAAAUGAGGUGGCAUGUUGGAGUAGCCAUAUUGGCGUGCCUUCGUGCUUGAAGUGGGCCCCUCGCAGAGCCAUGUUGGCCGCAGCUUCAAGUGUUCUAACGUUCUGGAUACCCAAUAAUGAUUCAAAUCUGAAAACCGAGUAUGGUGGCUUCGACGCCGAAGCUGGACCUCAACUCCAUCCACUUCUCCAUUGA